AUGGGAGGGGCGAUCCCUUCCUUAGCCUCUGGCGCAGGCGGCGAGUCUGACAGGAAGUCUAUCCAUGCUCUCAAUGGGCGAGGUGCCGGGGACGAUCGACUGUCCAAGAUGUCGAAGCUCCGGGAGCGCCAAUCAAAGGUUGUGCAGGCUUUGAAACGCCGUACGACUGAGAGCUCAGGUCAAGGGGAUUCCCCGCGAACGGAACUUGCUCGCCAGAUGUCUGGCCUGUCAGAUGGUGGGCAGCAAACCUUCGGGGACCUCACGGCCAGAACGCUUAGCAGACAAAACACCGCCAUCAGCUUGGAUGGAAACGAGACCCAAGCCGCGCCGCGAAUCAUGACCGUGAACGACAUGACGAGAGUCCUCCUGGAGGUUCGGGAUUCUCAGGACACGUUGGUCGAGAAGCUCUUGGCCGCCGCAGGGGGCACGGACGAGCGCUGCCAGGAGACGGUGCAGCUUCUAGCUGAGCUCACCAACCGGGUCGACGUCCAAGGCCAAGAGAUGAUGAGUGCCCGUGCAACCGAUCAGAAGGAGGCUUCAGAGACUCUCCGGGAGCUCAUGCAGCACAUGGAGGCGCUUCAGGCCCAGGAAUCUGCGCAGCUGCAGGAGCUCCGCGGGGCCCGCGGCGACAGCGCCCGGAGCUCUGAGGAUCACCAGAAGCGUCUGAGCGGUGUGGCCGACGAACUGCAGUCGCAGGCGCUGGUUCUCAAGGCCUUGCAGCAGGCAUCGAAGGACACAACUUCGCAGCUGAGAGAAGAGCUUCAAGCGCAGGACCCUCGCUCCCAGAUCGGUGAGCUCAGCAAGGAGACGGCGAAGCUCCUUUCUGACCUGGGCCGCCAGGUGGAGUCCCUUCGCAGCCCAGAGGUCCCAGAGAGGGUGUCGGAGCUGCAGAGGGGCUUCGAGGCACUGCAGCGGAGCGUCGAGGCCUUGAGGACCAGCGAAUCCCAGCACAUGGCCGAGAUGCAGAGAUCUGCGGAGAGUAACUCUCAGUCUCUACAAUACCUCCGCGCGCAGGACACGGGGCAAAAGAUCAUCGAGUUGCAGCGGCUCGUGGAGACACAGUCGAGGAGUUUGGAGGCCGCCCGCAGCCAGGACGCCAUGGAGUUGCGGCGGGUCGUGGAGGCCCAGGGAGCCCAGCUGUCGGAGGCCUUGCGGAGCCAGGACCCCGAGAAGAAGCUGAGCGAUCUCCGGAAAUCCACUGAGGCGCUGGCAGACCUUCUGCAGGAGAUGAAGCCUAGAGUUCAGGAGACAUCUGCCGGCCUGGGCUACAUCACGACAGCCAUGGCCACCCACAGUACGGGUUUGCAGGACCUGACAAGCCAGGCCGUCGCACGCCACCAGGCUAUGUCCCAGUCUUUGACGGACCUGCGGCUGACCGUAGAUGGCUUGGUUAAGCCCGCCUCAGUCGAGGAACUUGGCACCAAAGUUGGUGAGAUCCAGCAAGCAUUGGUCAACCAGGAGAAGCGGAGCGAUCAGCGGGAUGUUUCCCUUGAGGCUGCCUUCGAGGAGACCUUGAAGACCAUCAAGGAGAGCUUCAAUGGCUUCAGCCAGAGCUCCGUCGAGCGACACGAGGGCCUGAGCAGCGCGCUCGAUGCUCUUCGUGCGCAGAUAGAGGCCUUCGUUUUCUGCGAGGUGGCCCAGCAGCACAGCCAGCAACAGCUGGCGGAGGAACUGCUGGAGUCCACAAAGACGGCCUCACAGGCACAGUCUUCGGGGUUUCGAGAUGCUUGUGAGCAAGUCACCUCCUCAACCCUGGAUGCGCUGAGCUCCCUGCAGAGAAGAUUCGAGGACACGGACGGCGGGGUGCAGUCCUUGCAAAGCAGUGUCUCCUCGCAAAGUCGUCAGUUGGAGCAGCUGCAGAAGCAGGUGCUUGCGCAACAAGAAGCUUCACAGGCUCAAAGCCGCGAGCUCCAAGAGCUUCGAAAAGGGCUGGCCAAUGAGGCUGCCUGCGAGGGUCUCCGGAGGGAGCUGGAUGCCUCAAAGAUCCGCCAGGACUCCCUGGAAGCUGAGAAGAUCGCCAGGGCGAAGGUCUGGGAUGAGGAACGAACGGGCCUGGAGAAGGAG
Messenger RNA from Symbiodinium sp. CCMP2456, 2064 nucleotides. The record is from the annotation of a GenBank genome assembly. NCBI's taxonomy places the organism in Eukaryota, Dinophyceae, Suessiales, Symbiodiniaceae.